AUGGCCGUCUUCAGCAGCCUUUACCAGCUCGUGGCCAAUCCCACAUACUCGCACUAUGGCCGUCAGCCGACGGCCACGGCACAAGGACGACGAAAGACUGUCCCUGCCAUCGAACCGCCGUCGUACGAAGGCAUCAUCGGUCACUGGUUCGACAAGGAAGGACGAGUCUGGAUACGCAUCAGGGAUGGAAAGGCAGACCCAGACCUCGACGAGGUUUAUGAUCUCUCUGAGGAGUACAUGAGAGUGUACUUGUGUUCUACUCUGGAGAAAUACUGGACAUCCUUCCCAGACUGUCAUCGCCCGAAAAACCUGCCACAACGGCGCCGGAGCCGCCGACUGGCCGGAUGGCUGAGAUGCUUCACCGAUGGUCCACCUGUUCCGAAGAAGGUCAAGACCCCGAAGCUGCCGGCGAACCAGGUCCAGCAGGAGAUGCAGCAGGGUCAAAACCAGAAAAAUAAGCGUGAGAGUAACUUCUUUCGCCGUAGACACCGGGUUCCGGGGGAGACUCCAAGGCAGUCUGAUGAACAGAAGAAGCAUCAAAACGAUGGCGAGCACCCGGCUCAAACGUCUGCGUCUCCUAAGCCAAAGGGCCAGGAGAUUGAGAACCAGGACAGCAGCGAAGGAAGGCCGCGAAUGCCACCUGCUGCAUGA
This is a messenger RNA of Colletotrichum karsti, 651 nucleotides long. RefSeq lists its product as uncharacterized. The transcript has 3 exons. NCBI's taxonomy places the organism in Eukaryota, Fungi, Ascomycota, Sordariomycetes, Glomerellales, Glomerellaceae. The record is from RefSeq and is a predicted model, not a curated record. Bases 1 to 651 code for a protein of 216 amino acids.